This is a messenger RNA of Grus americana (Whooping crane), 2299 nucleotides long. RefSeq names its product neuferricin. Lineage: Eukaryota; Metazoa; Chordata; Aves; Gruiformes; Gruidae. Bases 159 to 947 code for a protein of 262 amino acids. The record is from RefSeq and is a predicted model, not a curated record. The transcript has 4 exons. Gene Ontology annotation, cellular component: endomembrane system; membrane.
ACUCGCCGUAAAGCGAAGCCGUGGGAAGCAUCGUCCCGCUCACACGCGUACACCGUGCUGGCCACGCUGCCGUCGGCCGCCGCCACGCUGCCGUGCGGCGAGGAAAGUGUCGUGAAGGGGUCGGACACGUGACCCGCCCGGCAGAGUGGCGCGGCCCCAUGCGGCGGGGCGCGGCGGUGGCGGCGCUGCUGUGCCUGGGGGCCGCCUGCCUGCUGGGCCGCGGGUUCGAUCCCCGCGCCUGGCUGCUGCCGCCCCGCGGCCGUCUGCUGAGUGCCGCCGAGCUGGCCCGGUACCGGGGGGCGGCGGACGAGCCCGGGCUCUACCUCGCCGUGCUGGGCCGCGUCUUCGACGUGGAGCGCGGCCGAAAGCACUACGGUCCCGGUGGCACCUACAGCGGCCUCGCAGGGAGAGAUGCCACCAGAGCGUUUGCCACCGGCGACUUCACCCAGGCGGGGCUGGUGGACGACGUCUCGGCGCUGUCGCCAGGCGAGAUGCUCGCCAUCCAGAGCUGGCUCUCCUUCUACCGCCACAGCUACCAUCCCGUGGGGAAGCUGGUGGGCAGAUUCUAUGAUGAAAACGGAGCACCGACAGAAGCCUUAAGGCAGGCUGAGGCUGCGAUUGAGGAAGCCCUGAAGCUCAAAGCAGAAAGCGAGCAGAGGAAGCAGCAGUUUCCACCGUGCAACUCUGAGUGGAGCUCUGCUAAGGGCAGCCGAUUCUGGUGCUCCAAACAGAGUGGGGGAGUGAACAGAGACUGGGCUGGAGUCCCCCGCAAGCUGUACCGACCUGGUUCGAGGGAGAGUCACUGUGUGUGUGUGAGGACUACUGGUCCCCCGUGGGGCCAGCCGGGCUCCUCCGAGCACAGCGACAGAGGCGACCUGGAUAACCCUCACCUGGAGGAAUACGACGGCUGCCAUCCCCUGGCCCAGCAGUGUGCCCUAACGGUGUGAUUCCGAGUGCUGGAUCCGAGGGGGGCGUAGAGUCCUGCAGCGAAACGUUACGCUCUGGGUGGGCAGUUGCAGCUCCAGCACCAUUCCCUUCUGCCUGUGCGAAGGGAGCGAUAAUAAUUUCAUGUUAUUUGUGACUCUCUUUUAACGUGUGGAGAUGGAGUUGAGAGGAGGAGGAAACACUUUUGCCAAGGUAGCGGCUAAAAAAAAAAAUCAGCAACGAGAUUCUUUCUUAGUGCUUUUUUCCUGUGGUAUUUUCCCAUCUGGCAACAAACUGUAAGAUGCACAGCCUGAAUGAUAUUUAAAAACUGAUUUUUUUGUGCAGCCAGGAAAGAGAUGCUUGUGUGCUUGGUGGUGGGUGCAACGUGUUGUGUUUUAAGGCAUCGAGGUAGUGAGCACAAGAACUGCUGCAGCAAUCCUGCCCCGGGUUUAAGCAGAGUCUUCCAGUCAUUUGAACUCUGCCUACUGCAUUGUAGUGCUAAUUAAUGGUCCUUCCCAGUCACCUGGCUUACUCCAAAGAGUUUAAAGGUAGCAGGGAGAAGCCUGAAUUUCUCCUACAAUUAAGGUACGUAGUAUCUAGGAACUUGUGCAGUUAAACAUAAGCUUUAUCAAAUUCUUGGAGUACAGAAGGCAAAGGUCAUAGCUGUAUUUCCUCAUUUAGUGUUUGUAUUAGAUAGUGCGCAAAGAAGAUAUCAGAAGCCACCUAUGAGCAUCGUUGUUUAUAUUAACCUCACCACCCUGGUCCUCUGAUUCACUGCUUUCAAACUCCGAAGAUCAGAAAUUGGUACUUUAAAUAGGCAGUAACAAAAGCUGCACGGCACCGUGACCAUCCCUCUGUAAUCUGCCUCCUGUUCCCAUUCUGGUGUAUGACCUCCUCCCACCUGGUACAUGUCCACUGGGCCAUAACCUGAGGCUGGGUGUAUCCUCACGAGGCCCAGCUCCCUUAAACUCUCUGUACAUGUUUCAUUAUAGCUGGCAAAAUUCAGUGAUGUGAGCAACUCCCAGAUCCAUGCUGAGCUGUGUUCCGUUCUUUCCCUUAAGGUGGCUGCCACCUAUAUAUAAAUAGCCAGGACAUAUUUAUAAACUCAGUUUUGGGCUACUACUGCCUCUAAAGAAAGUCCCACAAAUCUAAGUAAUUAAUGAAUAACUAGUGAGAGUAGCAGGAGGCCUGGCAACAUUGCUUCAAGGCAAGAGUAAUGAGUUCACUGCAGUCAGAGCAGGAUGGAGUGCAGCACUUUUCACCCAUGAUGUUUAGGUGAUGCUACAGCUGCCAUGGAUGGGAGACAUACCACAAUUUAAGCCUGUAAAAAAAAAAUUAUUGUAAUAAAUGUUUGGGGUUGUGUUUUUUUCUUUCA